Messenger RNA from Corylus avellana, 1442 nucleotides. The record is from RefSeq and is a predicted model, not a curated record. NCBI's taxonomy places the organism in Eukaryota, Viridiplantae, Streptophyta, Magnoliopsida, Fagales, Betulaceae.
CGCAUCUGUUGCUCAAAGCCGACAAAAUUCUCCCUACCGGAAGAAGAUCCAGUAAUGAGUAGGCAUUGCCAAUGAUGGAAUUCAGAUAUUCAUCACCACUUUGUCUUAUAUCUGUUUAGCUAAUCAUAUUUGUUCAGAAGCUGCCCUGGCAGAUCAUUCUCUAAAACCCGAAGGUUUUCAGCUCUCAUUGGAUAUAAUGGCAGGUGAACAAGUAAAUGUGAACGAGUUCCAAGAAUUGGCCAGGGAAGCCCUUCCAAAAAUGCACUAUGAUUUUUAUGCUGGUGGAGCUGAGGACCAGCACACAUUAAAAGAGAACGUGGAAGCAUUUCGUAGAAUCACGAUUCAGCCCAGGAUUCUUGUGGAUGUAAGCAGAAUAGAUUUGUCAACUAGUGUAUUGGGGCACAAUAUCUCAGCGCCCAUUAUGAUCGCUCCAACUUCCUUGCAUAAGCUGGCACACCCUGAAGGAGAGGUUGCCACAGCCAGAGCAGCAGCUGCAUGUAAAACCAUAAUGACUCUAUCCUUCACAUCUUCCUGCACUAUGGAGGAGGUUUCUUCCAGCUGCAAUGCCGUUCGAUUCUUUCAAUUAUAUGUAUACAAGAGGCGAGAUAUAGCAACUGUGUUGGUGCAGAGAGCUGAAAAAAACGGAUACAAGGCUCUUGUCCUAACUGCUGACCGUCCCAGACUUGGUCGAAAGGAGGCAGACAUAAGAAACAAAAUGGUUGCACCUCGAUUGAAGACUCUUGAGGGUCUCUUAUCAAUUGAUCCUGCAUUUGAUAAUGGUUCAAACUUAGAAGGUGAUGCUAAGGAGAUAAUGGAUGCUUCCUUGAGUUGGAAGGAUAUAGAAUGGUUAAGAUCAAUUACAAACAUGCCAAUUCUAAUCAAGGGAAUACUUACUCGUGAAGAUGCAAUAAAGGCUGCAGAAGUAGGUGUUGCUGGGAUUGUUGUCUCCAAUCAUGGAGGUCGCCAGCUUGAUUAUACACCUGCUACUAUUACUGUCCUGGAAGAGGUGGUUCAUGCUGUAGGAGGGAAAGUUCCUGUUCUCUUUGAUGGAGGAGUGCGGCGAGGAACAGACGUCUUCAAGGCAUUGGCCCUUGGUGCACAAGCUGUCCUUAUUGGAAGGCCUGUUAUCUAUGGACUGGCAGCAAAGGGGGAAUUUGGGGUGAGACGAGUCAUCCAAAUGCUGAGGGAUGAACUUGAGCUCACCAUGGCGCUAUCCGGCUGUCCUAGUGUGAAGGAUAUUACUAGAAGCCACGUGAGGACAGAGCAUGAAAGACUUCCUUCAAUGCUUUAAUCUCAUGUUAUUGAAGCAUUAUGAUUACUAUCUCAUAACCCGCGCUAUGUGCGGGAUUCUUCAUUAUAAUUUAAACGCAUCUUCAUCGUACUUUUUAUUAUAUGUUAAAACGUAUAAAAAUAUAUCUCAUAUCUUAACAUUUAAAGUUGUA